Messenger RNA from Apis dorsata (giant honeybee), 8400 nucleotides. RefSeq names its product methylcytosine dioxygenase TET2-like (gene Tet). Gene Ontology annotation, cellular component: nucleus. Gene Ontology annotation, biological process: oxidative demethylation; positive regulation of transcription by RNA polymerase II. Gene Ontology annotation, molecular function: DNA 5-methylcytosine dioxygenase activity. The transcript has 11 exons. The coding region runs from base 507 to 7529 and encodes 2340 amino acids. The record is from RefSeq and is a predicted model, not a curated record. Lineage: Eukaryota; Metazoa; Arthropoda; Insecta; Hymenoptera; Apidae.
GCUCCGUUCGGAAGAUCGCACACGAGGCUCUCUCUCUCUCUUUCUCUCUCUCUCUCUCCUUCUUUUUCUCCCUUCCCUUUUAUCGCUCUGUCUUUCUCUCUCUGUCUAUCGGUUCCCAGUGUGUCGUGCAUGUUCCUCGGUGUGUUCACGGUUGUUUCACGAGCGAGAAGCAUUCGCCGGGAAGCCGAGCCGCGCGAUUACACGCGAUAAUGAUUCAGUGUCUGUCUCUCUGUGUGCCUCUCUCUGUGCGUGACAAAAAGUUGUAGCAGCAACGUGAGAGUUCGACGAAGAAAAUCCUAUUGGGAUAAUAUAAAGGAGAACGCGAUACGAUCGCUGCGUGAUCCACAACAAGACGCAGAAGUUAUCGAAAGAUCGCCCGACAAGUAAGUACGCCGGAUAGCGCGCCAGCAGGCUUAGGCAGCCCACAGACUGGAAUAGGCGGGCUCCAACAGCAUCAGCAACAACCGCAACAGCAAUCGCAACAAACGCUUCAUCAGCCGGAUCCCAUGCAGCAAUCCAAGGACAAUUUGAAUCCGGCGGCGAACCAGCAAACCGGGGCACUUAGGAACGGAAAUCCUCCGCCUCCUGUCGUUUCUAUAUCACCCGGAGUGAUGCCAUUCUACGGUGAUUCUGGCGCCGGCUUCCGACCAGCAGCUGGCUUUGGGAAUACUGUUUGGCACCAGGGAGUUGCUCCCGUGGGGGCAGUUGCGGUUGAAACGUCAGCAGCUCCAUGGCCACCUCAGCAGUUCAUUCAACAAAUUCCGGCUCCGAAUCAGCUCGAAGAGCUGAGGUAUCAUACCCAAUAUUCCGCCGCCGCGCCGUACCAUCCACAACCAGUCGCAUAUCAACAACAGACUUUCAUUACUACGGAUCAGUCGGCAUUUCAACGUGCCGGGGCGACGGGACAAUACACAAUCACGGGGCAACCCUCGCCCUUACCACCAGUCGCCCCGCAAACCGUACCAUCGACAACUCAGAGGCCACUAAACGGUCAAUUCAUGGAUCCUGCUGCUACUGCAACCCAAUCAGUUGGUUAUGAAAGGCAGGAUUACGUCAAUGGUUACCAACAACAGGACGUGACGAUGGCACCGCCGCCUUCAACCACUCCCACGAGUCGUAGCAGUUCCGUACACAUGGACAACCAGCAACAACAGCAGGCCUCCCAGCAACCACAGUCGCAACCGCAACAACCGCCGACAGAUACGCAGGUGAAGGGAUUCGCGACGAUCACGGCCAGUAACGUGUCGGGAAACGAGAUGCCUGGGUAUCCACUUCAACCGGGCCCACAGAGUUUACACAACUCUAACGGAUAUCCAGGCUACGUGGAAAUGGGUCAGCAACAAGUACAGAACCAGUGGCAGCCGCAGCAAGUUGCCCAGCAACAACAUCAGCAACAGCACUUGCAACGGCAGCAUUCGGUACCUGACGGCCAACGCCAUUUAUGGUCCGACACCAGUACGAAGAUGAACAGCAAUAUGAACUGGUCGGAUGGAACGUUGCAACAGCAUCAGCAACAACAGAAACCCCCUUCGCAGCAGCAGCAGCAACAGCAGCAACAACAACAACAACAACAACAACCACCGAGUAUGCAGGCUAACAGCAUGAAGGGGCAAGAGUCACAGCAAAGUAUGCAGAUGCAGGGACAGCAAGAGCUACCUCGGCCAGCUAGUCAUAUGAGCUGGGAAAAUGGUAGCGUGAAAGAAACCCCGCAUACUCCACAAUCGUGGACAGACAAUACGGACAAUAGUCAGCAGCAACAAACUCAGGGAAAUUGGUCGCGACAGAGUCCAAAGCUGAGGGACGCGCAGAAUCCAAGAUUGACACCAUCUAGUCAACAACAACAGCACCAGCACCAAGGCUGGCUACAGCAUUCGCCCAAGUUGUCGGAUCAUCAGCAGAAUCCGUCUCACCAGAACGCCCGGAUGACGCCCUCCGGUCAACACAAUUGGCAGCAAAGUAGCCCAGAGAUGCAACAAAACUCGAGCCAACAGAAUCCAAGGCUGACACCGUCUGGCCAACAAAUGUCACAGCCCGGAGCGCAGUCCCAGCAGCAGCAACAACAGCAGCAGCAACAGCAGCAGCAACAACAACAACAACAACAACAGCAACAACAAUGGUCGCAACAGACGAAGCUCGAGAAGAAUCCCAGACUUACUCCGUCUAAUCAGAUGUCCUGGCCAGACACGCCAACUAGUCAACCGAAUUGGUCCCCGAAUAGUAUAAAGAGCGAUAGUAGUCAGCAACCCCAACAACAAUGGCCAGAUUCACAGCCUAGUCCGAGGAGAACGCCUGGCCAUCAACCGGGCUCGUGGCAACCUCAACCACCGACGCAAGAGAGCAAAAUGGAGAAUCAGAUAUCCUGGUCGCCGAACUCGGUGAUCGAGAAUCAACCUACUUGGGGCCAACAAACCACGAAACAGGAUAUGCAGAAUUCCGGAGAAAGAGUGCUUUGGCAGCAACAAGCGACAGACGCCGGGAAACCGAACGGAUUCUCGGAUAAUCAAGAUGCUCAGGAGAGUAACGUAUUUGCUCAAUCGAAUCGCGUGAAUUUGAAUAGCCGACUGAAAUCCAUGAUCCUGAACAAGCAGCAACAACAACAGCAACAGCAACAGCAGCAACAGUUGCAGCAUCAGCAUCAACAGCUUCAACAGCAGCAGCAAUCGCAACAGCAGUCUCAACAUCAAAUAGGCCAUCAAGAACAACAGCAACACCACGGCAUGCAUCAUCAAAUGCAGUCUCAGCACGUGAACAGCAAUAGUGGGUCUAACGGCGAGUAUCACACGGAAGAUCGGAUACGAGACACGCAUGAUAGUACGGACAAAUUGCAAGAGAAACAGACGGAUCAGUAUUUGAAUCAGUCGAACAUGAUCUCAAUGGCGCAAUCCAACGAAUCUCUGACCGGUAAUUUUUUAUUGCAUAGCCACCACCCUCGGGUCGAUAGUUUGCCCGACGGUGGUGGCUUAUGGGAAUGGUCAGGGGGAGGUAACAACGCGUUGAGCAACGGUACCGUGUUACCGGACAACGGGAUGACGGUUAUAGAGAGUUUUAUGAAAUUUGGUUCAGAAGACAAAACCGUGCUGGAGAAACAUCAGCAACACGAGCAGCAGCAGCAGCAGCAUCAACAGCAACAACAACAACAAUCAUCACUCUAUCAUCAACAAUCGCAACAGGAACACGAGCAUCGACAAUUAUGGAAGGAAGAAAAUAGGAGCCACGACAAUCAGUGCACCGAUGAUAAAUCAUUUCAGAGAAGAUUAUGCAUAGAUCAGCAGAUUCACGAAAGAACGUUCGAACCGUGUAGCAACAGCGCGAACAUCGAGAAGAACGAGACGGAGAACGAUGUUACUUUUCCAGAAACGCCUCGAGUCGCAUUGAUGAACGAGAACGAUACCACUAAUUAUCCAGAGAGUAGCGAAAAAGUAGCGUCUACCGAGCUGGAGAACAAUACUAAUUGCGACUCCUCUCAGAGUAUUAAGCAAGAGAACGUCGGGGAGUACGGGUGCUCCAGUUCUGACUGCGUCCCAUCCUCAACAGCUACAUCGAGGAACGAUGAUUGCCCUUCAAAGGCGAUCAAGAGCGAGCCGGAUCAAAAAUCGCAGGAAGGCAAUAAUUACAAGUUUCGAGGGGAUGGCGGGCCCGCCAAAGUGUCGCCGGGUGUUGGUUCAUGGUGUUGUCGAAGAGGCGGUACCGAGCAACCGACCCCCGAACACUUGCGGGAGGGUUGUUGCCAGGGCUUGCAAACAAGGGACGAGAUAUUGGCCGACGCGGCAGACAAGUCCGACGUAAAGAACGAAGGUCCACAGAGCCCCCGUAACGGUGGUGCUCCAUCGACAACAAAAUUGCAAGAUCAUUUGGAGAAACUGAAGAAUAAUGUGAGGAGCGAAGUACCGGACUGCAACUGCUUUCCAGCCGACAAAUGUCCGCCAGAGCCCGGUUCGUACUACACUCAUCUCGGGGCGGCUGCAAGCCUGCCUGACCUACGGAACGAUCUUGAAAGAAGAACCGGCCUUAAGGGAAACGCCAUUAGAUUCGAAAAGGUCAUCUACACCGGAAAGGAGGGCAAAACUACUCAGGGAUGUCCGAUGGCUAAGUGGAUACUUCGACGAUCUGGUCUGGAAGAGAAGAUCCUGACCAUAGUGAAACACCGGCAAGGACACAAAUGUCCAACAGCCUGGAUCGUCGUUGCCAUGGUCGCCUGGGAAGGUGUGCCCACGCACGAGGCCGAUCGGAUAUAUUCCUUAUUGAGUCACAAGCUGAAUCGAUUCGGUCUUCCCACGACCAGACGAUGUGGAACGAACGAGCCGAGAACCUGUGCCUGCCAGGGUCUCGAUCCUGAAACUUGCGGUGCAAGCUUUUCCUUUGGAUGUUCCUGGUCCAUGUAUUAUAAUGGUUGCAAAUACGCCAGAAGCAAAACCGUCCGAAAAUUUCGAUUGUCAGUAAGAUCAGAGGAGCAAGAAGUAGAAGAAAGAAUGCACGUCCUAGCAACACUUUUAUCACCCUUGUACCUAAGCCUUGCACCAGAAGCGUUCAACAAUCAAACACAAUUCGAGCGGGAAGCGAGCGAAUGUCGUUUAGGAUUUAAGCCCGGCCGACCAUUUUCCGGUGUUACAGCGUGUAUAGAUUUUUGUGCGCAUUCUCAUCGCGAUCUUCACAAUAUGAACAACGGAUGCACCGUGGUAGUCACUAUGACAAAACAUCGAACCUUAUCGAAACCUGAAGACGAACAAUUACACGUACUUCCUCUUUAUAUCAUGGAUACUACGGAUGAAUAUGGGUCAAAGGAGGGACAGGAUGAGAAGGUUCGCGCCGGAGCUGUAGAAGUUUUGACAAAAUAUCCCUGCGAAGUGAGAGUUCGAUCGGUUCCAUUGCAACCCUGUCGAAGGCACGGUAAGAAAAGGAAGGAAGACGAACCGGACACUAUUAGCAGCAAAAAGGACAGUUCCAAAAAUGUUAAUGAAAAGAUAGAGUCAGGACGCCAAAUACCAGGACACCAAGAGUUAAUCAGACCGCAAAUGAGGGACACCCAACUAUCCUUGGAAAUGGCGUCCAUGUUCGAAGGAAUGGACGCCCAAUUACAAAGCUCUCAAGUGUCCUCCACCGUUUUAGAUAGCCCAGUGUCCAUGUAUCCUCAAGGAUGGGGUUAUCAAAACGAACAGCAAUGGAGUAGAAACGGUUGGCUCGAUCAGCGAAAAAAUAAUUGGUUGAAUCCGUGGAGAGAGUAUUCGUUUGGUGGUCUCGACAGGGAUGCAAAAGUUGAUCCAGAUAGCACGAGCUUGGACGACAUCAGACCUAGAAGUACCGUUUCUCAAGAUGAGCAUCGACCAGGAUCGCGAAAUUUGCCCAAUUCCACAAUGGACUCGCCAAGAAAUUAUUAUUCACACUCACCAAGAGCUCAUCCAAUUUCACCAAGGAGCACUCAUACGGGAACACCAGGAGAUAUCGGUUAUUCGAUGUCUCCUAGAGGAUGUCCACCUACCCUUCAGGAUCAGAAAAACGCCUCGCCAAGAAGUUCUGGGUAUCCAGACACAGGUUACAGUCAUCCACUUCCCACUUCCAGAAGUUAUCCGAACAUGUACGACAGCAGACAGAGUAGCGCAUCUCCAAAAACAAAUUGUAUAAAUUUUCCAACUCAUUUAGAUCAAAGGAGCGCACUCAAUCGAACUAAUCAUCAUCAAUUGCACAAUAAUGUACGAAACGUUGGAGGAAGCUGCGAUCAAUCGAAAUUAUCAUACUCCAAACCUGCACAGGAUUCUAGUCAACAAAAGUACCCCACUACGCAGAAUUACUUAGAGGUUCAGAAAUCACAAAUCGAGCAACCGUUCAUGAACAGAAUACAAGGCCAUUAUCAUCCCUCUCACCAUGUACAAUCGAGUAGAAAUCUUCCGUACCAGGGGCACCAUGAGACAAAUAUGGACAUGUUUUCCAGCUUAUCGGUAUCCUCUUGCAUGAGCAAUACUAGUCAUAAGGAAUUCGGUACGACGAAUUCGGACUUGUUACUACACACCUCGUCUCAUCUUCCUUCGAGCAAUCCACCAAACGGUACUCAAAAUUUAGGUUCGAUAGAUCAAAGAAAAUAUCGUAUGUAUAAGAAUCACGAACAGAAGACACCAGGGAUAAAUCAGAUGUCACCAGCACCUUCCGAUCAAGUGGGUGGUUGGAACAUGCUUGGUUCCUGGUAUCCUGAUCAAAACAAAUCCUACGAUCAACAACAAGUCUACAACGAUCAAAUCAAUUCCGAAAGGAAUCACCAACAAUCCAUAGAUCAUCAAAAAACAUUCAAUUGGAACGACAGGGUACCACAUCCGGAUCAAUCGAAACCACCUUGUUGGGAAACACCCUCUGAUCCCUCUCCAUUUAGAGUGCCAAAGGGUAGACCGCCAUCAAGGACAGCCGCAGGCCAGAAUCCAAACACGGACAGUACAUAUCAAAAUUCUUCCAAUAGAACGUUUCUCAAGCCUCAGGAGCCGAUACGAAACGGUGUCUACGCGGACAGUCCGAGCAACAAUGCAAUACAAAAUAACGGAACGAUGCAUCAGAAUAACCAGAUACGAAGGUCAGAGUGGACGGAGGACAAGACAAGAGAGAAUUUCCACGAUCCUAGGCAAAACAUGGCGAAUCCAAACUCGAAUUGCUUCCCAUGGGCCGAGGAGAUGAAGCAGGUUCAAGACUUCCACGGAAUGCCAGGCUUGGGACAUCCUCACGCUUCCUUUCCCCAAUAUGGACUAUAUCCAACGUAUCCUGUCUUCGACAAACCUUAUUCCAACUCUUGGGAGGGCUACAAUUACCACCAACCUUAUCCCCAUCCCCAAACAUCAGAAUAUCCACCUCAAUUGUAUCAACAGCCAAAGAGAGAAACCUGCUUCCCUUCGCCCCAAUAUCCCUAUCAAGAGGUGCCUCCGUAUCAAAGUCUGAAUCCUGGCUGGGCAAGGUGGGACACUCCUCGAUGGGAUAUUUACGGACCACCAUCUUAUUUCCCGGUGUUACCAGAACCUCCGCCAAAGGCGGAACCACUCGGAGAAGUGGCCGAUUAUUCCGACAACGAAGAGUGCUUCAAAGAUUCGCAGAUGGGUGGAGUUGCCAUCGCGUUGAGCCAUGGUAGCGUGUUGUUCGAGUGCGCGAAACACGAAAUGCACGCCACCACAGCUCUCAAAAAGCCUAAUCGUCUCAAUCCAACCAGAAUCAGUCUGGUCUUCUAUCAACAUCGUAAUCUGAAUCGGGCGAGACACGGUUGGGACGAAUGGGAAGAGAAAAUGCGACUUCGCAAGUUGGGCGUUACCACCACCAAUACCGCUACCACCACGAAUUCAUCGACUAAUUCGCAACCACUGUCCACCCCAUCGACUCCAACCAGUCCAGCAAGCGCGACGAUCAGCGAGAAAUCCACUCCGCUCCCGUAUAUACCUAGUGUUCCUAGCUCUCAAUUCAUGAUGAGAUCGCCCACUUAUACGACAAUGACUUGGACCACACUUUUUCCCAUGCAUCCAUGCAUGAUAACUGGCCCAUAUCAGGAGGGAGGUGCCAUUGGAUGAGUGAUCGUCAGUAGGUACGGUUCCAGCCAUCGAUGACCAAGAACCGUGCCAAGAAUCGAUCGAGCAAUCUCGUCGGGCUGAUCGAGUGAAACAAAUGGGAUUCAGAUGGCGCGCGCAUCGCUUAGCCUAGCGACACCGUUGCGUGACGUGUCGUGCAACGUCAACGUGAAGAAGCUGAAUCGAAUCACGGGAACAAGGAAAACAUACAAGCAACAGGUAGUUAACAUUUCAUAAAGGGAUCAAAUAAGGAAAAUGACAAACCGUUAUUACGAGGAAAUUUCUAUCGUAAUUAUUAUAUCGUCAUUGUCCUAAAUGUGUUAUACUUGUUACUGAAAAAAAAAAAAAAAAAAAAACAAGAAGAAAAAGAAUAAGAAGAAAACAACACGUUUGCACUGCCAUUUUUCUAUUUCACGUUUUUUCGGAGAAUAUAAUAAACGUAUUAGACGGGAGGGGGCAAGGAGGAGCAAGAGAAAGAAUAAACGAUGAAGGGUUCGCAACACAGACGUUUCAUCACAGGAUUCAAUUCUAAUCGGGGCUUCCCUUUUUAUAUCGAUCUUUUACGCGAAUCAUGAUAGAACGUUGUGAGCGAACACAAAAAGAGCGUAAGAUCGGCAGAUAUAGCGCUGUAUAGUAUCCGACACGUUGUUCAAAGUUAAAAAUGAAAAAAGAAUUACGAGAAGCGACUAAUCGAAAGAGAUGUGUCAUGCGUUUAGAGAAACACUGAUCGCAAUCGAGGUAAUUGGAUUAAGAAUACAGCACACGUAAAACCGAUAGCGAUCGAUCAUGUUCGUUUAAUAGCCGAGAAACAAAACAAACUUUGAUACGUUAUACGAUUUAGGAUGGAAUGAAUGGAGAGUAAAAGUAUGAAAAA